UUUAUAAUUGCCAUGUCUGGUCGUGGGAAACAGGGAGGCAAGGCUCGCGCCAAGGCCAAGACUCGCUCUUCCAGGGCCGGCCUGCAGUUCCCCGUGGGCAGAGUUCACCGGCUGCUGCGCAAGGGCAACUACGCCGAGCGGGUGGGCGCCGGUGCGCCCGUGUACCUGGCGGCCGUGCUCGAGUACCUGACGGCUGAGAUCCUGGAGCUGGCGGGCAACGCGGCGCGCGACAACAGGAAGACGCGCAUCAUCCCGCGCCACCUGCAGCUGGCCAUCCGCAACGAUGAGGAGCUCAACAAGCUGCUGGGCAAGGUCACUAUCGCUCAGGGCGGCGUCCUGCCCAACAUCCAGGCCGUGCUGCUGCCCAAGAAGACCGAGAGCCACCACAAGGCCAAGGCAAAGUGAACUCCAACAAGGACGAAUACUAAGUCUCGUAUUCAAACACCUAAAAGGCUCUUUUCAGGGCCGUCCACUCUUUCAUAAGAGAAGCUGUUAACAUUAUGUCGUAGGGAUUUUCAUUUGGUCUCAUAACCACCAUGAGUAUUAAGUCGUGUGACAAAACAUUUAAUGGAAACCGGUAGUUUGU
Messenger RNA from Ochotona princeps (American pika), 586 nucleotides. RefSeq names its product histone H2A type 1-H-like. The transcript has a single exon. Lineage: Eukaryota; Metazoa; Chordata; Mammalia; Lagomorpha; Ochotonidae. The record is from RefSeq and is a predicted model, not a curated record. Gene Ontology annotation, cellular component: nucleosome. Gene Ontology annotation, molecular function: protein heterodimerization activity; DNA binding; structural constituent of chromatin. Bases 13 to 405 code for a protein of 130 amino acids.